Molecule: messenger RNA, 591 nt
Organism: Drosophila eugracilis
Lineage: Eukaryota; Metazoa; Arthropoda; Insecta; Diptera; Drosophilidae
Gene: ND-B22
Product: NADH dehydrogenase [ubiquinone] 1 beta subcomplex subunit 9
Exons: 3
Coding region: 90-524 (144 amino acids)
Biological process (GO): mitochondrial electron transport, NADH to ubiquinone
Source: RefSeq, a predicted model, not a curated record
CGCUUUACCAUACUGGACUUUUGACAGGUCUUGUUGUUGUCGAGGCUUGGUAGCAAAUUAAUAGAAUUUAACCAAUUUACACCCGAACGAUGGCCCAAGUUCCCUUGGCAAUUGUCUCGCACAAGCGCCAGGUGUGCAGUCUGUACAAGCGGGCGUUGCGCAAUCUGGAGGCCUGGUACGACCGACGCAAUGAUUACCGCUACCGCGCCGUUCAGCUACGCGCACGGUUCGACGAAAACCGCUGCAAGGAUCUGGGCGAAGGCAUCCAACUCCUUGCCUGCGGACAGAAGGAGCUCUUUGAGACGAAGCAUUUCCAGCCCCGAAACUUUGCUAACAGUGCCGGUGGCUGCGCUUUCGAACGAGAGGUGAUCCCGCCCGACUGGUUGCUGGACUAUUGGCAUCCUCUGGAGAAGGCCCAAUACCCCGAGUAUUUUGCCAAGCGGGAACAGCGUAAGAAGGAAUAUGUGACCUGGUGGGAGAAGCAAUACGGCAAGCCAGACCCAAAGGACCUAGGACACCACUAAUUUUAGAGUACAGUAGUCAAAUCAAAUCCAAUCUUUGUCUUUAAAAGUAAAUCUAUUGGAGCUGAAA